Molecule: messenger RNA, 1209 nt
Organism: Planococcus citri (citrus mealybug)
Lineage: Eukaryota; Metazoa; Arthropoda; Insecta; Hemiptera; Pseudococcidae
Exons: 6
Coding region: 75-1064 (329 amino acids)
Source: RefSeq, a predicted model, not a curated record
UCAUUUGUCCGUGACAUGUCAGCUUUUAAGCGGGUAUCAAAAAGUGAAGAUAAUAUUGGGUCAUUUACAUCGUAAUGCAAUGCGUAGUACCUUCGCCAAAAUUUACAUGUUAUUUGGAAUUCGGUUACAUUCAUCGUGUUCGUGCUAAAAUGCAUUCAACUCGUCAACUUUUCCUAAGUUAUUUGCUGUUGAAUUUUAUAGAUUUCUUUUACCAUCGAGUGGAUUUUGUUUCAGCUGGAGACGAAUUUGGUGUUGGUGUGUCGACGUCUCUUGAUGCUAUAGAACCUGUCGAGAAUUCAGCUAGCUCAAAACUUUCAGUAGUUUCGGGUGUUUCAAAUUCUAUAAUCGAAACGGUGAAAAAUGCUAUCACAGCUAGUUGUAAAUACAGCAAAUCACCCAAACCGUUGACUUUUUAUACCGCAUUAGACGAAGUAUGUCUAUUGAAUCGAACGAAAAAAUCCUUUGAAGUGACCAUACUUAAUCCUGUAACUGUUGCAACUAUGACAGGAGGUAGUUUAGGACACGAUAUUUACGAAUUCAACAACUACCAAUUUUAUUGGCAUAAUGCGCCUUGUAAUGCGACUCAUCAUUUGGAGGCGCGAGUUUAUUAUCGUAAUUUAAAAUACGAUUCGUUUGAUGUAGCUUUGGAUUAUCCGGAUGGAGUAGUUGUCGUUAAUUUCCCCAUCGCUACCAAUAGUGAUUUCCCCAACUCGAAAUUCGACCACUUCUCUAACGUAUUACAAGAGAAAUUGAAAGGACCAGGAUGCCAUGCCAAAAUUAAAAGCUCGUUCACGUACACGUGGUUUGUGAGUUUCCCACACGGGAGUGUUUAUCAUACCUAUCGAGCGAAAUACACCGAUACUGAAACUGGGAAAAUUGCCACUGUCAAGGUUAUGGAUUUACCUAUGGAUCCGCGUGUGAAUUAUAUUUCGUGGGAGCAGUUCCAAAGUACUUUUGGAAGCAUGACCGAUCUUCUGGAGCAUGUAAACAAUCUGAAACCUGAAAAAGGUGAUAAUCCGCCAGAGAGGAGUCAAGGAAUUCACGUUAUGUAUUUGCACGCAUGAGCUUAAUUACUCGUUCGAGAUCUAUGCCUUCUAUUUUUUAGGAUAUGUAAUUUGAUAUUUUUAAUUGGAGGAUUUUUUUCUUAUAUGUAACCUAAGGUAUGUAUAUAGAUGUCCAAAUUUGGAUUAAAAUUUCUUUAUUGCAAUA